Penicillium lagena is the source of this 855-nucleotide messenger RNA. Its product is annotated as carbon-nitrogen hydrolase family protein. The transcript has 2 exons. The record is from RefSeq and is a predicted model, not a curated record. Lineage: Eukaryota; Fungi; Ascomycota; Eurotiomycetes; Eurotiales; Aspergillaceae. Bases 1 to 855 code for a protein of 284 amino acids. Gene Ontology annotation, molecular function: hydrolase activity, acting on carbon-nitrogen (but not peptide) bonds, in linear amides.
AUGGCCAACCAUAAAAUUGCUAUUAUACAGUUCUAUCCUAGGCCAAAUGAAAUAGAGUCGAACCAUGUUAAAGCCGUGACUUUCAUUCGUGAAGCUGCCGCCUCUGGAGCACAGCUCGCGGUUCUUCCUGAAUAUCAUCUCGCCGACUUCGUCCCUAGUCACGAUCCAGCUAUCCUGCAGCAGUGUGCAAACUGGAAGAAAUAUCUCAACGCCUAUUGCGCAUUAGCCAAAGAGUGCAACAUCUGCGUGGUACCUGGCUCCUUCGCUGAACUACACGAUGACGGUACGAUUGUGAACGCCACUUAUUUCAUUGAUAAUAAUGGAGUUAUCUGCGGCAAAUACGAGAAGAAGAAUCUCUGGCAUCCCGAAAGGCCUUAUGUCAAGGGCUCAAAGAAUGAUACACGGCAUAUUGCAUUUGAUACGCCCUUGGGAAAGGUCGGGAUGGUCAUCUGCUGGGAUCUGGCAUUCCCAGAGGCUUUCCGAGAGCUUAUUAUACAGGGCGCCAAGAUGGUCAUUGUGCCUGCGUACUGGAAGUAUAACGAUGCUUCCGAAAUAGGUAUGAAGAGAAAUCCUAAGUCUGAAGGUGUCUUCCUAGAUGCUGCGGUUGUUAGUCGAGCUUUUGAGAACACUUGUGCUGUGGUGUUCUGUAACGUUGCUGGGCCUGAAAACGAGGGAUUUGCUGGGCUUUCUCAGGUGGCCUUGCCAUUUGUGGGCUGCAUUGAGAGAUUUGGGAACAGUGACGAGGGCAUGAAAGUUGUGGAUGUUGAUAUGAGCAUUUUAGAAGAGGCAGAGGGGGUGUACAAGAUUCGGGAGGACAUUGCUACCUCGGAUUGGCAUUAUGGUUAUAGUCGUUGA